Messenger RNA from Pseudophryne corroboree (corroboree frog), 6128 nucleotides. It is a transcript of the gene PHLPP1, whose product is annotated as PH domain and leucine rich repeat protein phosphatase 1. The record is from RefSeq and is a predicted model, not a curated record. The coding region runs from base 122 to 4903 and encodes 1593 amino acids. NCBI's taxonomy places the organism in Eukaryota, Metazoa, Chordata, Amphibia, Anura, Myobatrachidae. Gene Ontology annotation, molecular function: protein binding. The transcript has 17 exons.
ACAGGUCCCGAAAUGCACAGCGCUGGCCGCGACGUCAGAGUGACGGACGUCCCCUCCCAUCUGUGCUCUGCUGCUGGAUGUGCCUGAGCCUCCCGCUGCCGCUCGGAUCUGGUUAAUAUGCAUGAGGCUGGCUGGCGGGCACACCCCUCGGUGUAUAGAGCGGCGGGGCUGCUGCUGCCCAUCUCCAGCAAUUAAGGAGGGAGCGCUGCUGCUAGAUCACCAGCAUCAUCUCCAUGAUGGCGCAGGGCAGUGCCGGGGCUUCCUAGAGGCGGCCCCCGUGGAAUGCUCUGCGUCCCCCCGUGGAAUGCUGUCUCCGGAAGGUUCGCGUGGUCCCGAGUCACAGCCCAUGGAGCAGCAGGCGGCAGCCGGGACCCUGGCGGGGGAGAAGCGGCGCCCGGACACGGAUGGAGGCGCAGCGCCGGCCACCCUGCAGCUCCCCCCGGUUGUGAGCGGCCAGAGCUCGGCGUCCAGUGCGAACUCGGCGCUGCUGCUGAGGAGGAGGCGGCGGCGGCUGAAGAGGAAUCUGUCAGCGAACCCCCUGGGCAGCACGGCGGCCGCCGCCCCCUCAGCAUCCUCGCCGGCCACCCCAGGGCCCGGCUCCCGCAGCCUGGACAGGAAGCUGCUGCUGAAGUACAAGCAGUGGGCGCAGCUGCAGCCGCAGGAGCGGGAGUGGGUGCGCGGGGAGCUGCGGCGGGGCUGCGUGCACAUCUACCAGCGACACGCGUCCCCCGGACUCCGGCCGCUGCUCUGCACCUCGGACACUACGGCCAGCGAGGUAGCCGCCCGCCUGCUCCGGCCGGGGGGAGGCUCGUCUGGAGCGCUGAGGGUGUUAGGCCAGGCCCCCGAUGCUGCCGCGGCUGCCUCCAGCGGGGACAGAGCGGAGACGGAGGUGUUCUCGGGCGGGGGUGCCUGGACCGGCAGCACGCAGGAGCCGCCUGAGCUCGGAUGCCCGGGGAGGGAGUGCUGGGAGGAGGGCAGCGGCACGGCUCUGCCCCGGGACUCUGACAGCCUGAGCCCCGCUGUGUGCCAAGGACUGGAGCUCUUCCACUGCGGGGCCGCCUCCUCCUCGUCCUCCUCCUCGGUGGAGGAGCUGAGCGCCGAGCCGCAGCCCUGUGUGGCGGUGACCGUCCCGGCGCGCCCCCUGCACCAUGCCCCGGCCCCCGGCGCCCUGUAUGUGCAGCUACACGGGGAGAGCAGCCGCCGGCUGGAGCCACACGAGAGGCCGCUGCUGGUGCAGAACGACUACCUCUUCCAGCUGGGAUUCAGGGACCUGUGCCGAGUGCAGGAGGAGGGCAUGGAGCCGGAGAUCGGCUGUCUCAUCCGCUUCUACACAGGAAAGACUACUGGAACUGGUUUCUCUGAUCGGACUCAACUUUCUGGAACCUAUAACGUUCGGAAAGGAAAGAUGCAUAUACCAGUAAACAGAUGGACGAGACGACAAGUCAUCCUCUGUGGGACCUGUCUGAUUGUAUCAUCAGUCAAGGAAAGCCAGACCGGAAAGAUGCACGUUCUCCCUCUGAUUGGUGGAAAAGUGGAAGAAGUUAAAAAACAUCAACACUGUUUGGCUUUCAGUUCAUCUGGACCCCAGAGUCAGACAUACUACAUCUGUUUUGAUACAUUCACAGACUACUUGAGGUGGCUGCGACAAGCAUCCAAGAUUGCGUCACAGCGUAUCAGUUCUGUGGACCUGUCCUGUUGUAGCUUGGAGCACCUGCCUGGAAACUUAUUCUACAGCCAAGAUCUUACUCAUCUGAACCUGAAGCAGAAUGUUCUUCGUCUCGGUCCGGGCCCUGCCGCUGAGGGGGCACUAAAUGACCUUCAGAGGUUUACAAAGUUGAAAAGCCUCAAUCUUUCCAACAACAAUCUGGGAGAAUUUCCACUGGCUGUCUGCAGCAUCCCUACUUUAACAGAACUCAACCUUUCCUGCAAUGCUCUUGGUGUUAUCCCUCCAGCCGUGGGCGACAUGAACAAUUUGCAAACGCUUCUUCUAGAUGGCAACUACCUCCAGACACUCCCUACAGAAAUGGGGAAUAUGAGCCAGCUAAGCUACUUGGGCCUGUCUUUCAAUGAGUUCACUGAAAUACCUGAAGUAUUGGAGAAAAUGGCUGCUAUGGACAAGCUGUGCAUGCCUGGGAAUUCUUUGCACGUGUUAUGGCUAAAGACCCUCAGACGAAUGCCUCAGAUCAAGCAUGUGGAUUUGAGGCUGAAUACGAUCAGAAGUUUGUUGGUAGAUGAAGUAGACUUCCUGCUUCAUGUCACCCAGUUGGAUCUGCGAGAUAACAAGUUGACAGAUCUUGAUGUUACUUGUUUAAGCAACUUGGAAGUCCUGCACUGUGAGAGGAACAGAUUGACCUCCCUUAAAAUCAGUGGAUACUACCUGAAGGCUCUUUAUGCAUCAUCUAACGAGCUCACCCACCUGGAUGUGUAUCCGGACCCUUCGUAUCUUGCUUUCAUGGAUGUUUCCAGGAAUUGCCUGGAUUGCCUGCCUGAAUGGGUUAGUGAGCGGAAAAGCCUUGAGGUGCUGGAUGUCAGCUACAAUCACCUGACUGAGCUUCCUGCCCGGCUGUUCUGUGCCAGUGGUCUGCGGAAACUGCUUGCAGGAUAUAAUCAUCUUCAUCGGCUUCCAGAACAUGUUGAGCGCACCCAACUUGAGAUACUGGAUGUGCAGCAUAACCAGCUCCUGGAGCUCCCAGCCAACUUGUUGAUAAAAUCAGACAGUUUAAGAUGCUUGAAUGCCUCAGCCAACAAUCUGGAAAUGCUUCCUGCAGCAUGUCUGUCUGAGGAGACACAAAGCUCAUUACAAGAGCUAUAUGUGACCAAAAAUAAUCUCUCUGAUAAAUGUGUGCCACUCUUAACGGGACAUCCCCAUCUGAAGAUUCUGCAUAUGGCCUUCAAUCAUCUACAGACCUUUCCAGCAAGUAAAAUGGCCAAACUGGAGGAGCUGGAAGAGAUGGAUAUCAGUGGAAACAAGCUGAAAGCCCUACCAACCACCAUCAUGAACUGCAGACGUAUGCACACCAUCAUUGCCCACUCCAACUGCUUGGAAGUCUUCCCUGAAGUUAUGCAACUUUCAGAGCUCAAGUGUGUGGAUUUAAGCUGCAAUGAACUGACUGAAAUCACAUUGCCUGAAAACCUCCCACCUAAAUUGCAAGAACUGGACCUAACUGGCAAUGCGCGGCUGCUGCUGGACCACAAAACCCUGGAGCUGCUUAACAGUAACAUCCGAUGUUUCAAAGUGGACCAGCCUUCAUGCGGAUUCUCUGCCAGCGAAGCCUCUGGAGCCCCUGCAGUGUGGAGCCAUGGAUACGCUGAAGCUUCAGGAGUCAAAAACAAGCUGUGUGUGGCUUCCCUGCUAGUCAACAACUUCUGUGACAACCGAGAGGCUGUGUAUGGCGUGUUUGAUGGAGAACGUAAUGUGGAGGUGCCCAGUUUGUUGCAGUGCACUAUGUGCGAUAUCUUGGCUGAUGAGCUUCAGAAAACAAAGAAUGAGGAGGAGUACAUGGGGAAUACCUUCCUGGUCAUGCAGAGAAAACUAGGCACUGCCGGGCAGAAACUUGGAGGUUCUGCCGUUCUUUGCCACAUAAAGCAUGAUCCUAUGGACCCGGCAGGCUGCUUUACACUGACUUCUGCCAAUGUUGGGAAAUGCCAGGCUGUGCUCUGCAGAGGUGGAAAACCACUGAACUUGUCCAAAUCUUACACUGUGAGCUGUGAGGAAGAACUGAAGCGAGUGAAACAGCAUAAGGCAAUUAUAACGGAGGAUGGUAAAGUGAAUGGAGUUACCGAUUGCACCCGAAUUUUGGGAUACACUUUCCUUCAUCCUAGUGUUACGCCAAGACCCCAUGUUCAGUCUGUUGCCCUCACCCCUCAAGAUGAGUUCUUUAUUGUCGGCAGCAAAGGCUUAUGGGAUAGCCUUUCAGAGGAAGAGGCAGUUGAGACUGUGCGGAAUGUGCCCGAUGCCCUGGCAGCUUCUAAGAAAUUGUGCAGCCUGGCUCAAAGUUAUGGCUGCAGUGGGAGCUUGUGUGCAGUAGUUGUGCAGCUGAAUGUUACAGAAGACUGCUUCUGCUGUUGUGAACUUAAUGGUGGAAUUCCUCCUCCCAGCCCUGGCAUCUUCACACCAUCAGUUAAUGUGGUUAUUAAGGACCGUGCUCCAGAUAGCCUAGGCAUGCCAUCUUCUAGCAGUGGCUUGGCUUCUGAAAUCAGCAGUGAGAUUUCAACUUCGGAAAUGAGUAGUGAAGUGGGGUCUACAGCCUCUGAUGAGCCUCCUGCAGUUUCUCUUCAUGAGAAUGGAGUUGGCCCUGUAGGAUGCCCCAGUGAGCAGAGGUGUACACUGCAUCCUGUUUGUCUUUCUAGCUCCUUCCAACGACAGCUGUCUAGUGCCACUUUCUCCAGUGCCUUCUCAGAUAAUGGUCUUGACAGUGAAGAUGAGGAGCCCAUUGAAGGUGUGUUUUCUAAUGGAAGUAGAGUGGAGGUGGAAGUGGACAUUCACUGCUCUCGAGCCAAGAAUUGUGUGCAGCAUGCACCUACACAUCUUCCAGAGGCCACUGACGAGGGCAUUGUUAUAAGCGCCAGUGAGGAUGACCCUGGAGGUUUGUGCAGGAGGCCAGACUUAUCCUCCAGUGCACUUGGUCGUCAUAGAAGAGGAAAUGGCUCAGUGGCAGCUUCAGAAAAUAGUCACAAUCUAAUUGAGAUUGCAGCAGAUGCACCCUUACGAAAGACGGGUGGUUAUUUUGCAGCACCUGCUCAGCCAGAUCCUGAUGAUCAGUUUAUUAUACCUCCUGAACUUGAGGAAGAAGUAAAGGAGAUUAUGAAGCAACAUCAGGAACAGCAACAACAGCAGCAGCUUCUGCAUCACAGGCAAUAUCAAAUGGAUCAGUUACCAGACUACUAUGAUACACCACUAUGACACUUUCAGUCCCAUUGAGCACAUUUUAAAAGAACUCUCUGAGCUUCCUUUUUUCCAGUAAUCUGGACUAAGCAGAUUUUAGGUACUUUUUUUUUUGUUUGUUUUAUUUUGUUAUUCUUUAUUGACGCAUCUGAGCUCUUCUUCCUUUUAAUCUUAAUAACCCAAUUUUUCAUUUCUAUCCUGUACUAUUUUCAUAACUUACAGUAAACCUCUUGAUUAUUUUUUUUUUUUUUUUUUUUUUUUUUUAAACUAACCACCAGCUUUCUUCUACAGUCGCUUUAACAAUCUUUUUAUCACUGUUUUCUGUAACAUAUCAUGUUUAAGGAAACUAAAGUUUGAAGAAAAAGGUUUUGAUGAAAAAAAGUUUAAUAUAUUGCAGAGAAACAAAUAAUACAGAUUUGUAAUAUUUUUUAAGAAAAAAGUAGUUUUGUUUAUUUGAGAAACAAGACCAUGUGUGGCGAUGCUAAAGUCUUGUACCAUAAAACUUUUUGGAAGUGAGAACGAUAACUGACUGCUGAUUUGGUAGAGAGUGGCUGUGGGAAGUGCUAGACAUUAGUAGGUCAAUAUGACUUUAACUCUUAGGAGUUGCUUACUUCUUCCGGUGACCUUAAAUCACGGAGUUUCACUAAUUUUCUCUGAGAGAACAGUUGAUUAGGAAAUUAUGGCUCUUUCACUGCUGGCAGAAACUGCCAGGUUACCCCAGGCAGCAUCUCCCAGCAGUUUAAGGGUUAAUGUAUAUAGCUUAUAUAUUGUAUAGUGUUCAUUAUGAUAAACUCUGUGGUGUUGCAGCCAUCAGAAGGUUUUUGCCAGAGAUCCACAGCAAGAAGAUUUUGCUCAAGCUAUGUGUUCAUUACUGGGAAAAUGUAAUAUAUUUUUAGCUUUGAAAAGGCACAACCAGUAUAAAAUUGCUAAAUUGGAAGAUUUUUUUUUUUUUUUCCUCAGUUUAAUUUUAUAUCAAUCAAGCUACAGUUCAUGAGAAUGGCUGUGCUAUAAAAUAAUGUGAUUUUUCUUGAAAAAUUAAAAGAAUGAAAAAAAUAACAGUGAAUAAAACAUUAUCUGCUGGACUGUUUUUUUCUUUUCUCUUUUCUGGACUGUGUUCUGUAUUGCUGCCCCCACAAUCCAGCAUGAUUGUACAAAGCCUACCCAGAGUUCUAUCAAUGCAGAAUGCACAAAGAAAAAUGUCAUCAUUUUGUUACAAUAAACAUCAAACUUUACAAAUAACAAA